This is a messenger RNA of Psylliodes chrysocephalus, 351 nucleotides long. The record is from the annotation of a GenBank genome assembly. Lineage: Eukaryota; Metazoa; Arthropoda; Insecta; Coleoptera; Chrysomelidae.
AUGAUAAAUAUUUUGAGGUCAAUUGUUGAUCAGUCUCCACUGAAAAAAUUGGAGGAAACUAUGGUACUGAAAAAAAAUGAGCGAAAGAAAAGAUUUUGCAAUAGGAAAAAUAUAUUUAGCUACAAUCAUGUUAGAUCCAUCCUCCUAAGGUCAUUAAUUGACUGCAGAAGAAAUAAUGGAUGUCAUAGAAGAGGUAUCUGUGACACAAAUAUACUAGCAGACAUUGCAAUUAAGAUUAUGAGUGCACCUGUAACUUCUGCUGCUAUUGAACGAUCCUUUAGCACUUUCAGCUGGAUCCAUAGCAAAAAAAGAAAUCGAUUGAGUACAGAAAGAGCUGUCAAAAUUACUUAG